AUGCUCAACAAGCUGUCUGGACAGCCGGAGAGCUACGAAAAAAAAUCGCUAUACAAGUUCGGAAGAACCCUCGGUGCUGGCACGUACGGUAUUGUUCGCGAGGCCGAUUCCAAUUCCGGAAAGGUCGCGAUCAAGAUCAUCUUGAAGAAAAAUGUCCGUGGAAAUGAGCGCAUGGUCUACGACGAGCUGGAGAUGUUGCAGGCGCUCAACCACCCCCACAUCGUGCACUUUGUCGACUGGUUCGAAUCAAAGGAUAAAUUCUACAUCGUCACGCAGCUGGCCACGGGUGGUGAGCUGUUCGAUCGCAUUUGCGAUUACGGCAAGUUCACGGAGAAGGAUGCGUCUCAGACGAUCCGACAGGUGCUGGAUGCCGUCAACUACCUGCACGACCGGAAUAUUGUCCAUCGAGACUUGAAGCCCGAAAACUUGCUCUAUCUUACUCGCGACCCCACCUCUCAGCUCGUCUUGGCCGACUUUGGCAUUGCCAAAAUGUUGGACAACCCCUCGGAAGUACUCACCAGUAUGGCUGGAUCGUUCGGCUACGCCGCGCCCGAAGUCAUGCUGAAACAGGGCCACGGAAAGGCCGUCGACAUGUGGUCCCUGGGUGUCAUCACGUACACCCUUCUUUGCGGUUACUCUCCUUUCCGAUCGGAGAGUCUGUCGGAUUUGAUCGAGGAAUGUAGCACGGGGCGCAUCAUUUUCCACGAGCGCUACUGGCGCGACGUGUCCAAGGAUGCCAAGGACUUCAUCCUCACCAUGCUGCAACCGGAUCCCUCCAAGCGAGUCACCUCGCAGGAGGCCCUGAAGCACCCCUGGCUGACCGGCGAGUCUGCCAGCGACCGCGAUCUGUUGCCCGAGAUCCGCGCCUACAUCGCGCGCUCCCGUCUCAAGCGCGGUAUCGAAAUCAUCAAACUGGCCAACCGCAUCGAAGCACUCAAGAUGCAGGAAGAGGACGAGGAAGACAUCCCCAGCGUUACCGAUAUGGCCGAUUCUGCCGAAACUGGGGACAAGCCUGGCGCCCCUGCGGAGUCGGCUGGCAGUGGGCAGUCGGGCCCUGAAGGUGAGGCCGGUCACACUAAGAAGCAUAGCCUAGGCAAGAUCGCGCGUGGAGCCAUUUUCCGCGAGGUGGUCCUUGCCAAGGUGCGCGAGGCCAAGGAGACCGAGGAGCGGGAGAAGAUCGAACGGGAAGCACGAGAGCGAGGGACGCAUGCUUAA
Aspergillus affinis is the source of this 1215-nucleotide messenger RNA. RefSeq names its product serine/threonine-protein kinase. Lineage: Eukaryota; Fungi; Ascomycota; Eurotiomycetes; Eurotiales; Aspergillaceae. The record is from RefSeq and is a predicted model, not a curated record. Gene Ontology annotation, molecular function: calcium/calmodulin-dependent protein kinase activity; ATP binding. Bases 1 to 1215 code for a protein of 404 amino acids. The transcript is spliced from 4 exons. Gene Ontology annotation, biological process: protein phosphorylation; cellular response to oxidative stress.